Molecule: messenger RNA, 4383 nt
Organism: Grammomys surdaster
Lineage: Eukaryota; Metazoa; Chordata; Mammalia; Rodentia; Muridae
Gene: Cpt1a
Product: carnitine palmitoyltransferase 1A
Exons: 19
Coding region: 82-2403 (773 amino acids)
Biological process (GO): carnitine metabolic process; fatty acid metabolic process
Cellular component (GO): mitochondrion
Molecular function (GO): carnitine O-palmitoyltransferase activity
Source: RefSeq, a predicted model, not a curated record
GCGCCUGGCCUCGCCCGCCCCGGCCCGGACUCCGCUCGCUCAUUCCGCCGCCGCCGUCCGCAGACUCGGUCACCAUUCAAGAUGGCAGAGGCUCAUCAAGCUGUGGCCUUCCAGUUCACUGUCACCCCUGAUGGCAUCGACCUCCGCCUGAGCCAUGAAGCCCUCAAACAGAUCUGCCUGUCGGGGCUGCACUCCUGGAAGAAGAAGUUUAUCCGAUUCAAGAAUGGCAUCAUCACUGGUGUGUUCCCUGCGAGUCCCUCCAGCUGGCUUAUCGUGGUGGUGGGUGUGAUAUCAUCCAUGCAUACCAAAGUGGACCCCUCCCUGGGCAUGAUUGCGAAGAUCAGUCGGACCCUGGACACCACUGGCCGCAUGUCAGGCCAGACGAAGAACAUCGUGAGUGGCAUCCUCUUUGGAACCGGGCUCUGGGUGGCCAUCAUCAUGACUAUGCGCUACUCACUGAAGGUGCUGCUCUCCUACCACGGCUGGAUGUUUGCAGAGCACGGCAAAAUGAGCCGAAGCACCAGGAUCUGGAUGGCUAUGGUCAAGGUCUUCUCAGGUCGAAAGCCCAUGUUGUACAGCUUCCAGACGUCUCUGCCGCGCCUGCCUGUCCCAGCUGUCAAAGAUACUGUGAGCAGGUAUCUAGAAUCAGUGAGGCCGCUGAUGAAGGAAGGAGACUUCCAGCGCAUGACAGCGUUGGCCCAGGAUUUUGCUGUCAACCUCGGACCCAAAUUGCAGUGGUAUUUGAAGCUAAAAUCCUGGUGGGCCACAAAUUAUGUGAGUGACUGGUGGGAGGAAUACAUCUACCUGCGAGGCCGAGGGCCACUCAUGGUCAACAGCAACUACUACGCCAUGGAGAUGCUCUACAUCACCCCCACCCAUAUUCAGGCGGCGAGAGCUGGGAACACCAUCCACGCCAUACUGCUGUAUCGUCGCAUGGUUGACCGUGAGGAACUCAAACCGAUUCGUCUUCUGGGAUCCACAAUUCCACUCUGCUCUGCCCAGUGGGAGAGACUCUUCAAUACUUCCCGCAUCCCUGGGGAGGAGACAGACACCAUCCAACACAUCAAGGACAGCCGGCACAUUGUCGUGUACCACAGAGGCCGCUACUUCAAGGUCUGGCUCUACCAUGAUGGGAGACUGCUGAGGCCCCGAGAGCUGGAGCAGCAGAUACAGCAGAUCCUGGAUGACCCCUCAGAGCCGCAGCCCGGGGAGGCCAAGCUGGCUGCCCUCACUGCCGCAGACAGAGUGCCCUGGGCAAAGUGUCGGCAGACCUACUUUGCACGAGGGAAAAAUAAGCAAUCCCUGGAUGCGGUAGAAAAGGCAGCAUUCUUUGUGACAUUGGACGAAUCGGAACAGGGAUACAGAAAGGAGGACCCUGAGGCAUCUAUUGACAGCUACGCCAAAUCUCUGCUGCAUGGUCGAUGUUUUGACAGGUGGUUUGACAAGUCCAUCACCUUCGUUGUCUUCAAAAACAGCAAGAUAGGUAUAAACGCAGAGCACUCCUGGGCGGACGCGCCCAUCGUGGGCCAUCUGUGGGAGUAUGUCAUGGCCACCGACGUCUUCCAGCUGGGCUACUCAGAGGAUGGACAUUGUAAAGGAGACACCAACCCUAGCAUCCCUAAACCCACCAGGCUACAGUGGGACAUCCCAGGAGAGUGCCAGGAGGUCAUAGAGACAUCCCUGAGCAGUGCCAGUCUUUUGGCAAAUGAUGUGGACCUGCAUUCCUUCCCAUUUGACAACUUUGGCAAAGGCUUGAUCAAGAAGUGCCGGACGAGUCCCGACGCCUUCAUCCAGCUGGCGCUGCAGCUCGCACAUUACAAGGACAUGGGCAAGUUUUGCCUCACGUAUGAGGCCUCCAUGACUCGGCUCUUCCGAGAGGGGAGGACAGAGACUGUACGCUCCUGCACUACGGAGUCCUGCAACUUUGUGCUGGCCAUGAUGGACCCCAAAACAACGGCAGAGCAGAGGCUCAAGCUGUUCAAGAUAGCUUGUGAGAAGCACCAGCACCUGUACCGCCUCGCCAUGACGGGCGCCGGCAUCGACCGCCAUCUCUUCUGCCUCUAUGUGGUGUCCAAGUAUCUUGCGGUCGACUCACCUUUCCUGAAGGAGGUAUUGUCUGAGCCAUGGAGGUUGUCUACAAGCCAGACUCCUCAGCAGCAAGUGGAGCUGUUUGACUUUGAGAAACACCCUGACUAUGUGUCCUGUGGAGGGGGCUUUGGGCCGGUUGCUGAUGAUGGCUAUGGUGUUUCCUACAUUAUCGUGGGAGAGAAUUUCAUCCACUUCCAUAUUUCUUCCAAGUUCUCUAGCCCUGAGACGGAUUCACACCGCUUUGGGAAGCAUGUUAGACAAGCCAUGAUGGACAUUAUCAGCUUGUUUGGCCGCACCAUCAAUUCAAAAAAGUAACCCUUUGAGCCACAUGGAAGGAAAACAGACUUUUGUGAUACAAACCAAAUGAAUAGGUGUUGCUCCUGAUCAUAGGACAGGCAGAAAAUUGUUCUUAUAAAACCCAGUUUUCCUUCCAGAAGGUUUACCGUGGGUCUCCCUAGAACAACAGUAGGCUCCACCGUGUGAAUUGUGACCCUACUACACCCACAGAGGCCCUGACUUCAGGAAUAUUGGGCAUAGUCCCCUGAAGUCUUUUGAAUCGGCUCCUACUGGAAAAGGGGACUUAAAUGCUGGUGAAUUCCUGGAUUUUGGGGGUUGUCUCUUCACACAUGUUGGAGGUGACAGACUUCCUCAGUGGUGACCCUGUGAAUACUUGGGACUUGAGGGUAUCUGACUGCACCCUGGCAGUGCGAGUGUCACCUUAUGGAAAGAGAAAGCAUCUUCAGAGCCAGCGGAGGUAACAGUUGUAGCUAACACACCUAUAACAUACUAAUGGAAUGGUUAGGCCUGGGAAUUAAGGUUCUGCUAUGAGUGACAGCCAUCCUCCCUUUGGGAGUCCACAUUUGACUCUCCACAUUCCCAGGAAGCAGAAUACCACCUCCCCAGUGCCACCUUCCUCACGAGUCUUCAAAACCCAGUGCCUUAAAGAUGGGACCCCAUUGGCAAGUGGGGCCAUAGAGAAGACUUAGCAUCUGUGAAGCCUUUGGAUGGAUAUGUGAGGAUGCUGCUUCCCCUCAGGGGUUCCUGCAUAGAGAUGUCUCUAAGCACUUCCCCCGCCCCUAGAAGAUGAGGUCCCCAGUGAAGGCAGGGAUCCCGGAGUCUCAUUGCCUGCCAGUUCCAUUAGGCAACAAAACAGCAGACGUGUUCACAGAGGGACUUGAGGGGCUUGGUAGUCAAAGGCUGCAUAGCUAGAGAUCAGCUGGAGAGUGUGGCUUGCUAUAUUUGGUAGCUGUUGGCAAGGAGAGUGAGACCCUGGUCACUGAGUCAGGCAUACUGACACAGGCAGCCAGCACUUCGUGGCAGCCAGGAGAUGCAGGUCCUGGCAUGUGUUCUGGCAGAUACACCAAUGGGCUUAUCUUCUAAUCCCACCCAGUCAGAUUCCAACCAGAGCAAGUUCCAUAGAAGGAUAGGUCAUUUUGGCGACAGACUCAGGGGUCUCAAGUAAUGGAUGCUUUAUACCCAAAUGCCAUCCCUCAGUGGGAGUGCCUUUCUUGAAAGCACCCAUCGGACUGUAAAGCAACUUGGCACCAAGUCCUUUUGGUAUUUAAUGUAAACACAGCAUAAUGGAGUGGCCUCCUCUGCCUGCUACCAUCCUGUCCUGACAAGAUUAGCUAUUUGUGUUUUAAAUCAUGUAUUUAUGUCCCAGUGGCCCACUGACCUUGCUUGAUUCCUGCCCCUAUGCUAGCAGUAGCACAGAGGUGAGGGGUGGGGUGACCAGAAGUGCAGAGAGGUGCUUGCUGAACAGCUCAUAUGUGUCUUAUGAGUAUACAUGUAUAAAUUUUGUAAUCCUAAAAGAAAAAAAAAAGAAUCACACCUAAAAGGGCCAAAGUUUUUUUCCUACUAAAACCAAGAAAGCAAAAGACAACAUAAAUACAUAAGCAGAAGCGAACUGUAAGUCAGAGCCGCCUGGCCCUCGAUGUUAGGACCACUCGCCAACCUGUGUUACUCAGAGUAGCCCUGGGUGCCCAAGGUGUGACAUUCCUCUCUCAGGUUUCCAGUGUCCUUGCUACUCCAGAGCAUUCCCAAUGCAAUCCCGUAUUCCUUACAAGGCAGAAGAGUAGGCUUUCACUGUAAGUGUUCAAAGGAGGAGGUAAGACUAUCAUGUAUUUAAUUUAAUGUGGAACAAAACAUAGUCUUACCACAGCCAAGGUUUAAAAUUGGUAUUCUAAUCUGUCCAUUGCAUGUAAAUACCAUAUGCUGCUUGGAUAUAAAGCUUAGAAAUGCAUGUGUGAAUGAAGGUAGCUGACCAUUAAUAAAACAGUAAUCCUGUCUACUACA